Molecule: messenger RNA, 1034 nt
Organism: Apodemus sylvaticus (European woodmouse)
Lineage: Eukaryota; Metazoa; Chordata; Mammalia; Rodentia; Muridae
Gene: Bik
Product: BCL2 interacting killer
Exons: 5
Coding region: 161-637 (158 amino acids)
Biological process (GO): apoptotic process; male gonad development; apoptotic mitochondrial changes
Source: RefSeq, a predicted model, not a curated record
AGGCUUCAGUGCUAUAGUUCUGGGAAGAACUUUCGACUUUCGUGAAGAUCUAAAGAUCCCCGACUCGCUAGCGCAGCAGCCUGAAAAGAGCACUGAGUUCUGAAUAUUUGCUUCACACAAGCCAUCCUUCGUUCUGAGCCUCGGUUUCUACGUGGAACACAUGUCAGAGACAAGACUAAUGGCCAAAGACGUCAUCAAGACUCUUCCACAAGACCAGGUCCCCCAACCUCCAGUGGCGUCUGGGUCUCCCAGCAUGAAGGAACCUGUGGAGGGGGAAAACCGUAGUCCUGUGAGAGACUUGGACCUCAUGGAGUGCCUGGAAGGCAGAAGCCAGGUGGCCCUGAGGCUGGCCCGCAUCGGUGAUGAGAUGGACCAGUGUCUGCGGAGCCCCCGUCUGGUCCAGCUGCCUGGGAUUGCUAUGCACAGACUCGCUGUCACCUAUAGCCAGACGGGUAUCAGGGGUCUUUUCAGAAGCUUGAUUGGAAGCCUCACUAACCUCAGGGAAAAUAUCUGGUCCUGGAGAGUCUUGACUCCUAGCGCCUGGGUGUCACCUGACCAGGACCCUGGGCAGCUGUUUCCCAUGGUGCUGCUGGUCUUCUUGCUGCUGGGUGGGGCCUGGCAUUUGCAGCUUCAGUGAGGUGCAGCUGGGGCAGGGCUGGUCCCUGCCCCCCAACCCCUAGAGGUGCCGGCACCCUAACCGUGCUGUUUUCUGACUGUCCCCUUUUUUAUAUUUAACUCAGGACAGUGCUGAGAUUUCCUACAGGUUUUCUGGGUUUUUGUAAGGCAAAUGAAUUCACUGUCCUUCAGGAGCAUUACCGGCUAAAUGCCCCUGAGGCCUGGCUGGCCCUUCUCUCUUGACCCCUGCCACCUUCCUCUCUGCAGGCUGGUCCUGUGGCCAUCAGUGGGGGGAGUGCUGGCCACACCCCUGUCUGUGAAGCCUUGAGGCACAGAAUCUACUGGCCUAGAUUCCUUUGGGGUGGGUGGAGAGUUCAAUAAAGUGUUUUCAGCAGAGUUCAAUAAAAUGCUUGCAGCCA